Molecule: messenger RNA, 930 nt
Organism: Phycomyces blakesleeanus NRRL 1555(-)
Lineage: Eukaryota; Fungi; Mucoromycota; Mucoromycetes; Mucorales; Phycomycetaceae
Exons: 7
Coding region: 1-930 (309 amino acids)
Source: RefSeq, a predicted model, not a curated record
AUGAAUAACAGCAGCAACAACAAUCAACUCAUCAACUUCAAUGAAAUGCACUCUACUAUUGAGUUCCAACAAGAUGCAGAUGAUUCAGACGAUGCAGAUGAUUCAGAUGCUGCAGAUGCUGCAGAUGAUGCAGCUGACAAAGUACUUGAAGACUCCAACAAAAAAGAAGAGCCAAAGACUAGUCAUGGCUUAAACAAGAUUGAGGUCUACAAACCUGUCAACAAUCACUGGAACGUCUUAAAAUUGAGAAAGGAGUCAAAACAGAAUUCAUUUUAUGCAUAUGAGGCUGCAGAAUUGCAAUUAGACACACAAAGGUCAUAUUUCCUCAGGAUGAUCAUGAUAGCACUUGAAAAUGUAGUGUACAAAUCUCAUACAGUGCCACCGCUACCUACUAAGGCUAAAGAGGACUUGAAGGAUAUUGAGCAAGUACCCAUUUCGGAUCCAAAGCAAGCGUACCGAUUAUGCUCGAGGAUUCAGGCGAAAUAUACCUUCAUCCCUGAAGAUUUUUUUUUUGAAAUCUAUGCGCACGUAAUUCGUUUAUUGCAUAGAAAAAAAUCUAUUUUGAAAACUGAGCGAUCAAAAGAUGCUACGGAGCAAGAUUUUGUAAAUGAAGCCUGGACACCAAUUAUGGCGGCAAUAUUCAACGACAAAGCCUUAGUUUUGAAGUGGGGUGAUUCUGUUUCGCAAACUUCAGCUUCAGCAAAAAAAAGAACGCUGCCCGAGGAAAACGUUCUGGGAGAUAGAGUGGAUCUUAGAAUUAUGACAAAUAUUAAUGGGAGUAUGCACGAUGUGUUGGCUGGUGAAUUUGCAAAUAGCAAACUUGGCCCACGGAAAUUCAUUUCAGAUCACUUGAAGGUGCUACGAGAAUCAAAAGUUAUUUUGGAUCAUAUAGUCAAUCAAGAAUUUACCACGGGACACGAUGCACGAUGA